AUGGAUUCAAUAGACUACUAAGAAGCGAAAUUCAAAUUUCAAGGUGUUCGCAAACACUUCUUUAAGGAUGUCAUUUAUCACAUAACUGUGUUUGAUGAUAUGGUCACUAUGGGAACAACUUCGGAUUGCCAAAACCCGAAAUACAAACUAAAGCUGAAUCUUGAAACAAAAAUAAAUUGGGAGUUACGAAAGAAUAAGGCGGAACUCGAUUGCUUUGAGUUUGAGCAUUAAAACAAAAGGAAAGUUGUUCACAGCUAGCCAAAUGAUUUAUUUAAAUUCAAAGAACUAUUAGCAGGAAAAGUAACCUUUGAGGGCAUUGGCGAUUUAUACUAACCCCUAUAUCAGAUAGGGAAAGGAAGCUCAGCAAAAGUGUAUAGUGCAAAGAGUGCUUUAGAUUAAAGAGUAUAUGCUGUAAAGGCCAUAGAGAAGGCCUUUCUCAAGAUAUCUGAGAAUGGAAACGGAUUAUAAGGUUUUCAAUCGGAAGUUCAAAUUCUCAGAGCAUUAUAAUAAUACGAAAAUAAUUUUCUGGUGUUGAAGGAGAUUUAUGAGGGUGACAACACUUUGUAUGUGGUUACAUCAUAUUUGGAAGGAUUGAGUCUGAGUGGAGAAUUAGAAAAAGCCAAGGUACGAUUAAAUAUCCAUAUCAAGACUCUGCCCAACAAAAGACUACCAAUAAACAGUAUAAAGAUAAUAAUGAGGAAACUUUUGACGAAUUUAAAAAUUUUGCAUUCUCAUCGUAUUAUUCAUAGAGACUUAAAACCAGAUAAUUUGAUGUUUUCUAAAAAGAAUGAUUACACAUCGUUAGUUCUUGUCGAUUUUGGAUUGGCCACUUCAGAGCUUCUAGACAAGUAUUUGUUUCCCAAAUGCGGGACACCUGGUUAUGUGGCUCCUGAGGUAUUGACAACUAGAUCAGAUUUGAGAUAUAAUUGCAAGGUUGAUAUAUUUUCUGCAGGAUGCAUAUUUUAUAAAUUACUUACUGGACACAGUUUAUUCAUUGGAUAGAAUUUCGAUGAAGUAUUGAAGUCCAAUAAAAUGUGUUAGAUCGAUUUGGAUCUACCCAUUGAUGGCGUUUACAUUACAGAAUAAUCAAUAGAUAUUUUGAGGAGGAUGCUUAACAAGAAUCCAAAAAUCAGGAUCAGUGCCACUUAGGCUCUGUAGCAUUAAUUUUUAGACUCUAAUAGUGAUUUCAGCACUUAAGCUAUUUAAUCAACUGGUUAAUAAAUGACUAAAAACGCUAUUUAUUAAUUGAAUUUGGCAGAAUCUGAAUCCAAAUAUAAUAGUUAGAAUGAGAUUAAUGAUGAGUAAUUGUAGAAUUCUAAAAUUAACGAUACAAAACGAUAUUUAUUGAUGAAUGAGAUGCCACUUUCAGCAAAAAGAAGCAGUGGAUAGUUUUCAGGUACUUUUUAUCAUAAGGACCCUCUAUCGGCCGUAAAAACCAUUAAGAUUUCAAAUGAAACAUCAUAACCACUUAAAUUAAGUAGUCAUUUAUCAGCUUCCUAAUUUUGA
Molecule: messenger RNA, 1506 nt
Organism: Paramecium tetraurelia
Lineage: Eukaryota; Ciliophora; Oligohymenophorea; Peniculida; Parameciidae
Exons: 8
Biological process (GO): protein phosphorylation; mitotic DNA damage checkpoint signaling
Cellular component (GO): cytoplasm; nucleus
Molecular function (GO): protein serine/threonine kinase activity; ATP binding
Source: RefSeq, a predicted model, not a curated record